Molecule: messenger RNA, 1426 nt
Organism: Hypomesus transpacificus
Lineage: Eukaryota; Metazoa; Chordata; Actinopteri; Osmeriformes; Osmeridae
Product: ubiquitin-associated protein 1-like
Exons: 6
Coding region: 1-1362 (453 amino acids)
Biological process (GO): ubiquitin-dependent protein catabolic process via the multivesicular body sorting pathway
Cellular component (GO): ESCRT I complex
Molecular function (GO): ubiquitin binding
Source: RefSeq, a predicted model, not a curated record
AUGCACCUGUCCGUGUUUCACGUCAACACAGUGGACGCGCUACAGAGGAUACUACUCACAGAGAGAAUGACCUUCUUGGAGGGAGUUCCCUUUAAGACCCCUCUGGGCCCUUUGGCAGAGCCCUCUGGGCCCUUUAAGACCCCUCUGGGCCCUUUGGCAGAGCCCUCGGAGGAGGUGGAUUCAGUCACAGCUCCAGAAAUCACCGUACCCGACUACCUCCAGAUAUUGAGAAGCACAGAGUAUGAGUUCACCAUGGAAAACUGGAUCUUGACGGGGCUUCAGAGUGGCUGCCUGAAGGAGCAGCGAGCCCUUCACCCCCCCUUCGGAGGGGAACCUGCCUCCUGCCCUCCUUACUGGCUGAUGUUCAGCAGUCCCCAGGAGAGACGCUUGGCCAACCUCAAGAGCACUGACCAGUGGGCUCCCGUCCUCCGACCUCGCAGCCACAGCCUGAGCUCUGCCGACAUCCACCACCGACAGCGCAGCGUCUGGUUAAUGAGCUCUGACUCCGAGCACGAAGCCGGCUACUCUGAGGACGACGAGGGUUCGUCCGGCGAGGAGAACCGGCCUCACCCCUCUCUGUGUGAAAUGCUGCAAGGUACAGCGCCGAAACACCGUUUAUCCAGACUCAAGGACCACCAUCGUGACCCCUCAUCUCACCGCUCCAACUCUGUGUCUCCUCGAGGCCUGGGCCGCCACAAAAGGGCUUCCUUGUCAACCCUCCAGGACAGCAUGCAGACGUCCCUCUCUGCAUUGGAGCCUUCCCACUCCAGCAGACCACAAGCCCAUAGCCAGAGGCCGAGCAGGAGGAGACACCUACAGCUCUCUAAGGAAAGAAAGAACUCCCUGCCCCUUCACCUGCCCUGCUCCUGUCCUUGUCUCUGCUCUCCUCCUUUCAGACCCCAGCUGCCUCGGCCUUCCUCGGCAGGGCCCAUUGUCAAAAACCAUAGCAACAGGGCUCCUCGGCCCAGAACGUCCCAUGACCUGGCACUUGAUUCAUCUGCAGAGCUUCUCUCAGCCCUCAGCCAGAAAGAGAGAGAGCUACUGGAGGUCAUCACAAGGCAGGGGUACCAUCUACGCACAGCCAUCCUGGCUAUACAGAAGACAGGCUACAGCAGUCCAGAGAAAAUCAUAAACUACCUGGUUGCUAGUGAGCGGUUAUGUGAGCUGGGUUAUGACGAGACACAGGUAGAAGAGGCACUUGAGAUGUUCCAGAACUGUGAGAGCAAGGCUGCGGAGUUCCUGCGUCUCCUGACACAGUUCACUGAGAUGGGCUUCCAGCAGAAUGCUGUUAAAGAGGUGCUGCUCAUUCAUGAAAACCACCGUGAGAGGGCCCUGGAGGAGCUUAUGACAAGGGAGGCUUGAGUCAGAUGAGUCAGGGGGUCAGAUGGCUGAGCGGUUAGGGAGUUGGGCUAUUAAUCAUAAGGUU